Closterium sp. NIES-67 is the source of this 4087-nucleotide messenger RNA. The record is from the annotation of a GenBank genome assembly. NCBI's taxonomy places the organism in Eukaryota, Viridiplantae, Streptophyta, Zygnematophyceae, Desmidiales, Closteriaceae.
ACGCUUUUCCCCAGCGCAAGUCGCUCCUUAGGAUCCCCUUCAUCUUACCACUAGAGAGUGCGUUAGGUUCUAGCUGCUUCAUGUAGGGUCAGGUUCUGCUUUAUGUAGGGUAGAGAGUUCCUCGCUGGCGUCACGUUCCUCACACGAAGUUUUUUUCUGCCUUGGUUUGGCUAAUCCGUUCCUCGUCACCUCGUUUCGAGGCAUUUCGUGGACGAGAGGAUAAGUAGCGGUUCCAUUGCCUGAGAAUUGAAGUGGACGAACGAACGACGAACGACGAACGACGUGGUACUGAUCAAGCGGAAAGCCUGGUUGCUUUCGAAGCGAGCCUCUGAAGCAUAUACGAUCCUGAUUCGGUGAUCUUAGCAUCGAGCAGGUUCUGAGAGAAAAGGGUGAAUAGACAGCAGAAUACCUGGCUAUCGAUACCUAGUUGUUUCAUUCUCUUGAUAUCAGUGUCUGGACAGCAGGUUACCUGGAUUUCAUUUCUUAGACUGUCGAUUCUCUAGGCACGAAUACUUUAGGCAAUUGAAUUCCUAUUACCAGUAGCUUAACUUUCGGAUUUCUUCGAAUUUCUUAAAACCAGUACGUAGACUUCCAAGAUGGGAGAUUCCAAGCCCUCCGGAGGCGGCGGCGGCGGCGGAAGCGGACUGCAGCUCGAUCUGGACGCGUUCGGUCGCCGCCUGAAGCAUCUCUACGACAGCUGGCGAAAGGACGAAAGCCGUUCGUGGGUAACACGAGCGCGUUCGCCGUCGCCACGCCUCCGCCGAGCGAAGACAUGCGGUACCUGAAAUCGUCCGCGCUGCAGAUCUGGUUACUGGGUUACGAGUUCCCCGAGACCGUGAUGGUGUUUCUGCAGGGCGGAGGAGCUGGCGGGGAAGGUGGCGGAAGCGGGGAAGCGGGGGAGUGGUGCACGUGGUGUGCAGCCAGAAGAAAGCGCAGCAUCUGGAGGCCGUCAGGCGCGUGUGUGCGGAAAAAUCCGGUACGGUGCGAGAGAUAUCCGAUACGGUGCGAGAGAAAUCCGGUGCGGUUCGAGAGAAAUCCGGUACGGUGCGAGGGAAGAACUUACGUGGGAGAUGUGUGGGGCGGCAUCGAGAUGGUACUGCACCCCAAGCCCCGCAGCGAGGACGGCUCAUCCCAAAUGGCGCAGGUCAUCUCCGCCAUCCGAGCCUCCGGCGCAGGCUCGGCAGGAGGAGGUCCGGUACGGCUGGGCGUGCUAGCCAAGGAAGCACCAGAGGGCGCGGUCAUGGAGAAAUGGGCGGCAGCAGUGGCGGCAGCGGCCAGUGGGGGCGAGGGGGGGGAGGGGGCAGUAGAGACGGUGGAUGUGGGGCCGGCGCUCGGGGAUGUGCUGGCAGUGAAGGACGAUGGCGAGGUGAUCAACGUCAAGAAGGCUGCUUUCCUCAGCGCGCAGGCCCUCAAGGCGUUCGUGGUGCCGAAGAUGGAGGUGCUGAUUGAUGAGGAGCGCAGCAUGACGCAUGCGGAGCUGAUGGAGCAGACAGAGGAGGUCAUCACAGACCCUGCCAAGAUCAAAGUCAAGCUCAAGCCCGACAACUGCGACAUCUGCUACCCCCCGGUGUUCCAGAGCGGAGGCCAGUACGACCUGCGGGCGUCAGCAGUGAGCAGCGACGACCCCCUGUGCUACGACUCCAUGGGUGUCAUCAUCUGCGCCAUCGGCGCCCGAUAUGCUUCCUACUGCUCCAAUGUGGCGCGCACCUACCUCAUCGACGCUACCAAAGCACAAGAGAAGGCGUACCAAGUGCUGCUGAGGGCACAGGAGGCAGCGAUCGCUGCGAUAAAGCCGGGGACGAAGCUGGGGGAUGUGUACCGGGCGGCAGUGGCAGUGGUGGAGAGGGAAGCGCCGGAGCUGGUGGCGCAUCUGACCAAGCAUGCCGGCACAGGGAUAGGCAUCGAGUUCCGAGAGGCGGGUCUGACGCUGAACGCCAAGAAUGAGCGCACUGUCAAGCCGGGCAUGGCGUUUAACGUGGUGCUCGGGCUGCACGGACUCACCAACCCAGAGGCCGGGGGAAAGGAGGGGGGGGAGGCGAACGGGAGCGCAGAGGGAGGGGGCAAGGAGGGGGGGAAAGAGGGGAAGGGAAGCGCGAAGCUGAGGAGCUACGCGCUGCUGCUGGCGGACACAGUGACUGUGAGGAGCGCGGCUGACAAGGACCGAUGGGUCGACGUUGCCACUGCUUCGGCCUCCAAGUCAUUUGCUGACGUAGCUUACUCGCUUAAGGGGGAAGAUGAGGAAGAGGAGGACACCGACAAGGGGAAACGCCCAGCCGACGCAGGGGGGGCAGCAGAGCCCGCCGUGUUCGCCCGGGCGCACCUGCGAUCCGAGAACCAGGAGGCGACUAAGGAGGAGCUGCGGCGGCAGCACCAGGCGGAGCUAGCGAAGCAGAAGAUCGAGGAGACGGCGCGAAGGCUGGCGGCGGGGGGCCUGGGGGCGCGGGAGGGUGAGGGGGCGAAGAGACAGACGGGGGAUCUGGUGUCGUAUGGGGAUGUGGACGAGAUCCCACUUGCCAUGAAGGACUACAAGAUCCAGGUCGAUCAGAGGCACGAAUCCGUCCUGCUGCCGAUAUACGGCCUGCUGGUGCCCUUCCACGUGUGCAUGAUUCGCAACGUCACCAGCCAGCAGGACGGCGGCCACAUCUACAUCCGCAUCAUCUUCAACGUGCCGGGGGCCGGCUUCAGCGGGUCCGACCUGCCCAUGCAGAAGUUUCCAGACAGCGUUUUCAUCAAGGAGCUGUCUUUUAAGUCGACGGACUCCAGGCACGCCAACCAGGUGGUGCAGCUGAUCAAGACCAUGAGCAAGCAUGUGCGGCAGCGCGAGUCGGAGCGCGCCGAGAGAGCGACACUUGUCACGCAGGAGAAGCUCCAGCUCAGCAAGGGCCGCCCGCCGCGCCUCCCGGAUCUUUGGAUCCGGCCGUCGUUUGGUGGCAAGGGGAGGAAGCUCACAGGGUCGCUGGAGGCACAUCUGAACGGUUUCCGAUACUCCACUGCUAAGCCGGACGAGAGGGUGGAGGUGAUGUACGGUAACAUCAAGCACGCGUUUUUCCAGCCAGCCGAGAACGAGAUGAUCACGCUGCUGCACUUCCACCUGCACAACCCCAUAAUGGUCGGCAAGAAAAAAACCAAAGACGUCCAAUUCUUUGCCGAAGUCAUGGAGGUGGUCCAGACCGUGGGCGGCUCACGGCGAUCCGCCUACGACCCGGACGAGAUCGAGGAGGAACAGCGGGAGCGCGAGCGGCGCAGCAAGAUCAACCGCGAGUUCAAGUCGUUUGUCAGCGCCGUGCACUCGCUCUGGGAGAAAGAUCGGGAGCUCGCGCGGCUAGAUCUGGAGUUCGACGUGCCGUUUCGGGAAUUAGGGUUCCAUGGGGUCCCGCACAAGUCGUCCGCGUUCAUUGUUCCAACGGUCAACUGCUUGGUGGAACUGAUCGAGGUUCCUUUCCUUGUGGUGACGCUGAAUGAGGUGGAGAUUGUGAACCUCGAGAGGGUGGGGCUCGGGCAGAAGACCUUUGACAUGGCGAUCGUUUUCAAGGAUUUUAAGCGGGAUGUGCUGCGGAUUGAUGCCAUUCCGAGCACGUCGCUGGACUCGGUGAAAGAAUGGCUGAACUCGAUGAACAUCAAGUAUUAUGAGUCGCGGCUGAAUCUUAGCUGGAAGGCGAUUCUGCAGAAUAUUAUGAGCGAUCCCGAGGCGUUUCUUGCGGACGGCGGGUGGGAGUUUUUGAACCUGGAGGCGUCGGAUAGCGAGGGGGAUGAGUCGGAGGAGUCGCAGGCGUACGAGCCGUCGGAUCUGGAGGAGGCUGCAUCCGACGAUGACGAUGAUGAGAGUGAGGACGAUGAGAGUGUGGUGGACAGUGAGGAGGAGGGGGGGGAGGAGGAGAGUGAGGAGGAGGAGGAGGGGCCGACUUGGGAUGAGCUGGAGGCGAAGGCCCUGAGGGAGGAUCGGGAGAAGGGAGAGGAGAGCGAUAGGGGGAGUGGAAGGGGGCCCCCUCCGCCCAUGGGGAAGCGGCCCAUGGGGUCGGGGUCUGGAGGGCCCAUGAAGCGACCUAAGUACUGACACUUAGGUAAGUAAUAAUGUGGAAUGAUUAUU